AUGGAUCGUGCUUUGUUUCAAGAAUGGUUUGAGAAACAAUUUGUGCCCAACGUGAGAGCCUACAAUGAAGAAAAUGGACUGCCUGAUAGAGCGUUGUUACUCAUAGAUAACGCUCCGUCCCAUCCGGAUGACUUAGAGCUGGUUAUUGGUGAUAUAAAAGCCAUUUUUCUACCACCGAACGUUACUUCGAUCAUACAACCAAUGGACCAAGGAGUUCUACAAGCGUUGAAGCAAAAUUAUCGGAAAAAGCUGCCCCGAAGCCUGCUUGAGGAAAAUGAAGACCUCACAAUUCUCCAAAAGCUUAAGAAAAUCACGAUCAAAGAUGUAAUUUUCUGGGUGGCAGAGGCUUGGGAGAACACAAGCGUAGGAGCUCUGCAGAAAUCUUGGAAAAAUCUUUGGCCUGAUCUGCAGUUUGUUGAAGAGGUUGUUCCAUCGGUAAAUGAAUGCGAACUUCUUCCUCUUGUAAAAAAAAUACCGGGAUGCGAAAAUGUAGAGAAGGAGUGUGUUGAUGAGUGGACGGCUGUAGAUGACAAAGGCUUCGAGGAGUACACAGACGAAGACAUCGUGGCACAGGUGCAAGGAGUCCCAGCUGAUGACUCAUGUAGCAGUGAGGAUGAGGGAGACGCCCAAACUACCGAUAUUGUUCCACACAGCGCAGCUGCAAGUGCCUUUGACCUCGCUCUACGCUACGUCGAGCAACAUGCCGCUGCUACUCCCAAUGACGUAAUGUUCAUUCGGCGUUGGCGAAACAUUGCAUCGUCCAGUCGUUUUAGUGUGUUGCGUCAAAAGAAGAUCACUGACUUUAGGUCUUAA
This is a messenger RNA of Homalodisca vitripennis (glassy-winged sharpshooter), 813 nucleotides long. Its product is annotated as jerky protein homolog-like. Gene Ontology annotation, molecular function: DNA binding. The record is from RefSeq and is a predicted model, not a curated record. Bases 1 to 813 code for a protein of 270 amino acids. Gene Ontology annotation, cellular component: nucleus. The transcript has a single exon. NCBI's taxonomy places the organism in Eukaryota, Metazoa, Arthropoda, Insecta, Hemiptera, Cicadellidae.